Molecule: messenger RNA, 898 nt
Organism: Protopterus annectens (West African lungfish)
Lineage: Eukaryota; Metazoa; Chordata; Ceratodontiformes; Protopteridae
Gene: POLR2K
Product: RNA polymerase II, I and III subunit K
Exons: 5
Coding region: 199-375 (58 amino acids)
Biological process (GO): DNA-templated transcription
Cellular component (GO): RNA polymerase I complex; RNA polymerase II, core complex; RNA polymerase III complex
Molecular function (GO): zinc ion binding; DNA binding; DNA-directed RNA polymerase activity
Source: RefSeq, a predicted model, not a curated record
CUAUUACAGACUCCUAAACGCAACGCUUUAAUGACGUCAUUAAUGCGAGUCACUUUCUUGAUUAUCGUGUGUGGUUUGGAUUAAAAUUCGCAUUUCUCUUAAAACCCUGAGAAAUACUGUCAGUAUAUAGGGAAAGAUACUUGGCAAGAAGACCUCCUCUGUGGAUGAAAGUUGCUGUUGUCUGGAACAGAGUCUAUAAUGGAUCCACAGAAAGAUGUUCAGCCUCCAAAGCAACAGCCAAUGAUCUAUAUUUGUGGAGAAUGUCAUACCGAAAAUGAGAUUAAAGCCAGGGACCCAAUCAGAUGCAGAGAAUGUGGUUACAGAAUAAUGUACAAGAAAAGAACUAAGCGAUUGGUUGUCUUUGAUGCUCGAUGAAGUGCUCUGUUGCUGUGAAGACCAUAUGCCAAGAGUCGUCAUGUUUUUUCCCCCCAUUUAAGAUUUCUGCUGCUGUGUAUAGUUUUUGAUCACCCCCCGCCCCAAAUGGAUUAAAAUAAAGUAUUUGCUUUGAGCCCAGUUGUACAGUUAGGAAUAAAAAUUAAAAUUUGUCAGUAUUCCAGUUGAUUAUCCAUUUUCCUUUUGAUGGGUGUACAUUUCAGUGCACGAAUUAAUGGAAAACUUUUUGAUUCUUAAUUAAUUAGUCCUAAUAAACUGUAUGUAUUAGUAGAUGUAACUUUAAAUAGAAGUGUUGUGCAAUUUUGUGUACUUUAAUCUGCAAUUAAAAAUUUACGGAACAAUUGCUUAAAACAUGAAGAGAAAUUCACUUUACUUCAUAAGACUUGAGUUAAAAAGCUAUCUCGUAUGUUUUGUUUGGGAAAACACCAAAAUAUGAUUUUGGAAGAAUUUGCUAAAAUACACCUGCACAGUCUUUGAUACCUGAGUAAACCACUUAUUAUUUAGA